ACAGUGGCACGCUCUGCUGCUCAGUGAGGAUGGGAAGAAUAUAAAAAAAGGAUUUUUUUUUAAAGAAACGUAUCAGGUAGUGGUGUCGCAGCAGAAGGAUGCCGCUGGUGAAGCGCACCAUCGAGCCCCGGCACCUGUGCCACACGGUGCUGCCGAGGAACAUCAAGAAUGAGCUGGAGUGUGUGACUAACAUCUCCUUGGCCAACGUCAUACGUCAACUCAGCAGCCUCAGUAAAUAUGCAGAAGACCUCUUUGGAGAGCUGUUCAACGAGGCACACACCUUCUCUUUCCGGGUCAACUCCCUGCAAGAGCGAGUGGACCGCCUCUCCAUCAGUGUCACACAGCUGGACCCCAAAGAAGAAGAAUUGUCUCUUCAGGACAUUACCAUGAGGAAGGCCUUCAGGAGUUCCACCAUUCAGGACCAGCAGCUGUUUGACCGCAAGUCGCUGCCCGUCCCACUGCAGGAGAGCUUCCAGACAUGCGAGCAGCCGCCACCCCUCAACAUUCUCACGCCCUACAGGGACGAUGGCAAGGAGGGUCUGAAGUUCUACACCAACCCGUCCUACUUCUUUGACCUGUGGAGAGAAAAGAUGCUGCAGGACACAGAGGACAAGAGGAAGGAGAGGCGGAAACAGAAGAUGAAGGCGAUAGACCGCCCGCAGGAGCAGGAGAAGAUACCGCGGUUGCCUCACGAUCGUAAGAAGGAGUGGCAGAAACUGGCACUGGGCGCAGAGCUCGCCCAGGACAUACCCGACGACAAACACAGAGAGGCCAACGGAUCUGCAGGUUACCACGACAACAGGGCUCCCUUGUACUUGGAACAUUUGGACGGGCCCUUCUCGCUGGCGGCGCUGCCCUACACCCAGAUGAACGAGCUGCUGAACCGUACUGGGGACAGAAUGUAUUCACGGCCCCACGACCCUCCACCGCCUCCACCUCUCAUGCACCCACUGGGAGAGAUCAAGCCACCCUCUGUGAUCAGUUCCAGUUCGGGUUUUUCCGACAGCAGACCCCAGUCUCCAGCCCGGACAGCAGGCUUCAACUUCAACACUCCUCCUCCACCGCCUCCCCCUCUCCCCCCUCCCCCUCCCCCGUUACCCUCCACAGGCAUGCGGGGCACUCCUCCUCCUCCCAUUCCUCCUCUACCAGUCCAGCAGCAGUCCCCGGCUAUCCCGCCUCCCCCUGCUCCCCUCCAGAUCGCCCCAGGGGUGCUGCACCCGGCUCCUCCACCCAUAGCUCCUCCCCUUCACUGCUCCCCGGCUCGUCUCCAGCAGGUCCUGGACAGGGGCCCACCCACGGGCUUUGGUACCCAGUCGGACGGCAGCAUCCUGCCUCCUCCCCCGCCGCCUCCUCCUCUGCCCCACCCUGGGGCACGGAGCUCUUCGCCUUGUCCCUCAGGCCCGCCACCUUUGCCGGCCUUCCCCUCAGCAGGAGCCAUGGCCUCCCCGGCGUCCCACACCCUUUACGAUGUGGGGAGCAAGAGGCAGCAUCCAGCCAAUCUGCCGCCCAUCAGCGAUGCGCGCAGUGUCCUGUUGGAAGCUAUCAGAAAAGGCAUACAACUGCGAAAAGUGGAGGAGCAACGCGAGCAAGAGGCUAAGCACGAUCGCGUUGGCAACGAUGUGGCCACCAUCCUGUCACGCCGCAUCGCCGUGGAGUACUCCGACUCCGAGGACGAGUCAGAGUUUGACGAGGGAGACUGGAUGGAGUGA
Messenger RNA from Cyclopterus lumpus (lumpfish), 1709 nucleotides. It is a transcript of the gene wasf1, whose product is annotated as WASP family member 1. The record is from RefSeq and is a predicted model, not a curated record. The transcript is spliced from 9 exons. NCBI's taxonomy places the organism in Eukaryota, Metazoa, Chordata, Actinopteri, Perciformes, Cyclopteridae. Gene Ontology annotation, cellular component: cytoskeleton; SCAR complex. Gene Ontology annotation, biological process: actin cytoskeleton organization; positive regulation of Arp2/3 complex-mediated actin nucleation. Bases 99 to 1709 code for a protein of 536 amino acids. Gene Ontology annotation, molecular function: Arp2/3 complex binding; actin binding; protein kinase A regulatory subunit binding.